Leptopilina heterotoma is the source of this 3330-nucleotide messenger RNA. Its product is annotated as WD repeat-containing protein 26. The record is from RefSeq and is a predicted model, not a curated record. The transcript is spliced from 11 exons. Gene Ontology annotation, molecular function: protein binding. Gene Ontology annotation, cellular component: GID complex. NCBI's taxonomy places the organism in Eukaryota, Metazoa, Arthropoda, Insecta, Hymenoptera, Figitidae. The coding region runs from base 118 to 1920 and encodes 600 amino acids. Gene Ontology annotation, biological process: proteasome-mediated ubiquitin-dependent protein catabolic process.
CUGGCCUCGAGCGGCGAGUCGGACGACGGUGGACUCGCUCCGCCACCGCGCAAAAGGUCCCGUAGUUCCAUCCCGACUACCCCACGGCCAGCGGACGAGCACCACACCAACGCAGAAAUGGAGAACUAUCGAGUGAUGCAGCAAGCCUCGAACGGAGGAUCUGUUUCAUCUAGUCUUCAGCAAAAUGGAGGGACAUCAGAUUCUGGUGGACCUCAGACUAAUGGCAAUAUAUCUACAGAAACGGAUACCGAUGUAAAUGGGAUCAAUGGCGAAGCGAGUCCAUCCUUAGGACCUAAAGUCAUGGACAAAACAAACCAAGACAUCGUGCGUCUUAUUGGGCAACAUUUAAAAACAGUUGGUCUUGACCGGACAGCGGAUUUGUUAAUGCAAGAGUCAGGUUGUCGUCUGGACCAUCCAGCUGCCGCGAAAUUUCGACAGCAUGUCAUGGAUGGAGACUGGAAUAAGGCAGACCAUGAUCUCAAUGAACUCAAGUCUUUUCUGAAUGGUGCUAGCCAAAGUCUAGUUGAAAUGAAGUUUUUGUUGUUAGAACAAAAGUAUCUGGAGUACCUUGAAGAAGGUCUUGUAUUGGAAGCAUUACAAGUUCUCAGAAAUGAACUAACACCUUUAGGUCAUAAUACUGGUCGCGUUCAUCAGCUAUCAGCUUUCAUGAUGUGUAGUGAUCGCGAUGAACUGCAGACACGGGCAGGAUGGGACGGCAAAGGUUCAGCUUCAAGGGCUGCUUUGAUGGAUAGGUUGCAAAGGUAUCUUCCUCCUUCUAUCAUGCUACCUCCUCGUCGUCUUCAUUCUCUUCUUUGUCAAGCUGUGGAAAUGCAAAAUCAACAGUGUACAUACCAUGUCACACACUGUCAGACGGGUUUAGAGAGUGCAUCAUUGUUGGUGGACCACAGUUGCAGCAAAGAACAAUUUCCUUGUCAUACCACACAAAUUCUUAAUGAUCACUGUGAUGAAGUAUGGUACUGCAAAUUCUCACCUGACGGUCUUAAACUGGCUACUGGCUCCAAGGACAUGACUGUUAUUAUUUGGGACGUUGAUCCAGAAACGUUAAAAGUGACGCACAGAAAAACGUUAGAAGGACAUACAUAUGGUGUAGCCUUAAUAGCUUGGAGUCCGGAUAGUAGUCACCUUAUAGCCUGCGGACCCGAAGAUUGUCCAGAGUUGUGGCUUUGGAGCAUUGACACUCCAGACUGUGACCUUCGAGUAAAAUUAACACAAAGCACCGAAGAUUCCCUUACGGCCUGCGCCUGGCAUCGCGAUUCUAAUAAAUUCGUUACAGGAGGAAUGCGAGGUCAAUUUUAUCACUGCGAUAUGGACGGUAACGUCUUAGAUUCUUGGGAGGGAGUGCGAGUGAAGGGCCUGUGGUGCAGAAAUGAUGGUAAAACUGUUCUAGCUGCUGAUUCUCAUCAUCGUAUUAGAGCCUACAACUUUGAUGAAUUAUGCGAUUUCACGAUAUUGCAAGAAGAUCAUCCUGUCAUGUCCUUUAGUGUUAACAAGGCAGACCGACAAGCUCUACUUAAUGUUGCUAAUCAAGGAGUGCACCUCUGGGAUUUACAGGAUAGAUGCUUAAUUAGACGUUUUCGGGGAGUAACUCAAGGACACUUCACUAUCCACAGUUGUUUUGGAGGCGUCAAUCAAGAUUUCAUCGCAUCAGGAAGUGAAGAUAAUAAAGUGUACGUAUGGCACAUAAGAAGAGAAUCUCCCAUUGCUACACUCACAGGACACAGUAGAACUGUAAAUUGUGUCUCUUGGAAUCCAGUCUAUCAUCAAAUGAUGGCGUCAGUGUCUGACGAUUGCACAGUGCGGAUAUGGGGUCCACGUUCUGCAUCACCAGAAAGAAGAGAUAAUGCUGUGCCAGAGAGCAAUUCAUCAAAUGGUAGUGGAUGGAAUGAGAUGGUGUCGUAGCAAACUUGUGUUAAUCCAUCCGCCCACAACUCCAUAGUGUUCAAAAGGCUGUCGUGUUGACCGUUUCGCUGACUCUCUUCUGGCCUCGCUUAAGAACACUUCGCAUUACGUGAGUUACCAGCUUCGAAUUGUCGAGCACCCUGUGGCAAAGUUUGAUUCUCAACAAAUUAAUUAUCAAGCGGGAACUGUGUAAUAAGAGUAUAUGCGUGAGUCUUUUUUUCUGUACACCAAUUUGUGAAUUAUUAGUUUAAAAAGAAACGAGAUUAUUGAGAAAGCCAUAGAAGGCGGUGAGAAAAGAAGAUAACCACGAUGAAGAACGACUUUACGAACACUUUCACAAUAGCGAUUAUUUACCGCGAAACUAUUUACUCGCAGUAUUUAGUUUCGCUUAAAACGAUUUAGAAUCCAAACAUCGAUUACAUAGAGUUGACAAACUUGAAAGAGUUUUUGAAAGAAAGAAGAAAAAUAAAGUCAAGAGAAAGUCAUUUUUCCCUCAACAUAUCCUUACGGGAUAAAAGCAAAUUUCCUAGCAAUCAAGAAUUUCAUUUCGUGAAUUUAUCAAAAAUUGGGUUGGUUGUCAACGUAUCUUUAGACGUCAAUGCAGUUAACUGAACAAGAAUUGCUCUCAAUAUCGUCAGUAGUUAUUUGCUCACAAAUUGGAAAACUGAGAAGAAAGAAUCAAGAUUCGCUGGGUUUGCACUUGCGCAUUCCUGAUGAUAAAUAUCAAUUCUCGUGAUAGUCAAGGAACAUUAAUAUAAAUGGACAACAUUUAACAAUUUCUAGCUCGAAAAAGAUAACGCGAAGACUCUAAAGAAAAAUUUUAUUUAUAAUUCAUUAAUCGAGUGAUUUCUUAGUGUAGACACGUUAACAUUGGACAGGCUAAAGAAACGUUAGCUUUAUCUUAUUAACUGCCAAUUUUGUUUUUUCUUUCACAUUAGAGCGUAAUAAUCGUCAUUAUUAAACACACUUUCAUUAUUGUGACUAAUUCCCUCUUUCUCUCUCUAUCUCUCUCUAUCUAAUCUACAAAUCAUUGACUGAUUUGUACUCAUUCAUUUUAAAUCGAAAAGUAUAUAGUAAGAAAAUACAUGCUUUCAUAAAGCGUAACUUAUAAAACAUUCUAAAUCUAUUUGGAAAAAUUAUGAUUUAAUUUGAAAUGAUAGAAAAAUCCAUUGAAAAAUAGGUUUAUUUUUCAAAUUCUUUCGUAUCGAUCAAUGGAAUCAAUUUAAAAAAAAUUCAAUUCAGAUUUAUUAAAUGAUUAAUAAAUAUUAUUUUCAAAUUUUGGCAGAUGGGCAGUUAAUGAACGAAUAUUAUAUUCAUGAGAUAAUCAUUAUGUAAAAGGCUUGUAAUGCGCCGAGAGCAGUAAAAUAUAUGUGUACAGAAGACUUUUCAAUAAAUAAUAUAUGAAAUACA